CAUUGUUGCAGGAUUGCUGUGGGUUUGUGGAGCUGCAUUGUUGCUGGGAUGAUGAGAUUGAAGAGCAGGAGGCGGAAGGGGCGGGUGCUGUCCCGGAACUUGCUGCCAGAGAAAGUUUUCUCGAAGUUUGGAAAAAGUUUUCUCAGAGAGUCCGGAGUUUAAUAGACCCCCCCUCCCUGACCCCGUGUUUGAUUUUCUGUUGUUAUUGGUCCCCUGCCCGUUCCUGAACUUGUUCCGAAGCCCCACACGGCGAGCUGUUCGACUGGGAGAGGCAUCGCAGAUUGCUGCUGGAAUGCGAGCCCCAGGAUCGGGAUCUGGGCAGAGACUCCCUCACAUCCUGUAAAACCCAGGGAACUGAGGCUAAUUCACACCCCCACCCCUCCCGGGUGUGUUCAGGGUGGGGAUCCUGCUUCCCCACCCCCCCACCCCACCCAACAACAAAGUGCAAUGGGAUCAUUCAGAAUGUGAAAGGAAUGUCCCUGAGAGCAUCUGCACCGGGGGUCAAGGAUGGAUGAAGGGAAGGUACGCAGAAGGAGAAUUGAGCAAGGGCUGAGUGAUGGAGGACGUGCCGAGCAGAGGCAGCGAGGGAGGGGAGAGGACAACGCGGAGGAUGAGAAGCCCACACCCAUGGCAGCAGCACCAGCUGAGGAUCGGCCGAGGGAGAAGGUGGCACUGGUGGAACUGAAGGCAGAAUCGGGUUUGGAUAUCUGUGCUCAGGUGGUAGUGCCCUUCCUGCUUGCUGGGCAAGGCAUGGUGCUGGCUGGCUUCGUGCUCAAUAUUGUUCAGCACUGGGCAGUAUUCCAGACUAUCACGGAGAUCUUCAUCCUAGUUCCAGCUCUGGUCGGUCUGAAAGGCAACUUGGAAAUGACCCUUGCCUCCAGGAUGUCGACAGCGGCUAACACGGGAAAACUCGAUCAUCCCAGGGAGAGGUGGACAUUAGUGACAAGUAAUUUAGCUUUGAUUCAGGUUCAGGCCACGGUGGUUGGUUUCCUUGCUGCUGUAGCUGCAGUUAUUCUGGGAUCACUCUCCAGGGGUCACGUUGAUCUGAAUCAAGCAGCUGUCCUGUGUGCGAGUAGCACUAUCACUGCCUUCAUCGCUGCACUCUCCCUAGGUACCUCCAGCCCUCCUUGGUGUUUCACUCAGAUCCAGCAGCCCUGCAGCCUCCUGCCCUCCCCUCACUCUUUGACCUUGAGGUGCUGUGAUGUUGUGGUCAGUGCGGUUACAGAAGGUCAGAGUUUAACAGCAGGAGGCGUGUCCAUAGUAAAUCAGCCAUUUGCACCUUCACCCUCGGACGUGGGCAUUGCUGGCUGGGUCAGUGUUCAUGACCUCUCCCCAAAUGCCCCAGAGAGGAACGGUUUUCACUGGUGCAUUGAGGGCUGACCUAAUGGGGGUUUAUAAAAUCAUGAG
This is a messenger RNA of Chiloscyllium plagiosum (whitespotted bambooshark), 1407 nucleotides long. NCBI's taxonomy places the organism in Eukaryota, Metazoa, Chordata, Chondrichthyes, Orectolobiformes, Hemiscylliidae. The record is from RefSeq and is a predicted model, not a curated record.